CAAGGAUAACAUUCCUGCUCUUUUGAUUGGCCAGCCCACUGCUGCAAGAUUCUAACCAUCUUAUUUUGAUGAUAAAUAUGAAGAGAAGCUUAAGCUGUGCAGGAGUGUAGUGCUCGCACACUGCUCCGCUCUCUCCAGCUCUCAAGGACUGGCAGCCUGUCUUUCCCAGAACUGAGCAGGACAAGGGAAAUACCACAAAGUUGUGAUGCUUUUCUUCACUCAGUGCUUUGGGGCUGUGUUAGAUCUUCUGCACCUUAGAUUCCAACACUACCAGGCUAAGAGGGUAUUUUCUUCAGCAGGGCAACUGGUCUGUGUGGUUAACCCAACGCAAAACUUACAGAAUGGUUCUAAUAGAAGUGCAGUCCCUGAGGAGGAUUCCUCUGAAAGAAAGGAGCAAUAUCUUUGCCGUCAGUCAGUCAAUGACCCACAGCUAACUUCUUGCACUUGCCCUUUGUACUCUUGCAAAUGGGAAGGCCACUUGGAGGUUAUUGUUUCUCAUCUGACGCAAUCUCACACGAUUAACAUUCUUCAUGGAACAGAAAUUGUAUUUCUAGCAACAGACAUGCACCUUCCAGCACCGGUGGAUUGGAUAAUUACGCAUUCCUGCCUGGGUCACCACUUUCUCCUCGUACUUAGGAAGCAAGAGAAAUAUCAAGGCUACCCCCAAUUCUUUGCUACCAUGAUGCUGAUUGGCACAUCUGCUCAGGCACAGAAUUUUAACUACAAACUGGAGCUGAACAGGAACAGAAGGAAACUGACAUGGGAAUCCACUCCCCGUUCAGUUUUUGACUGUGUUGACUCUGUAAUUACAGAUGGAGAUUGCCUGAUACUUAAUGCCUCAGUGGCUCAGCUUUUUUCUGAUAAUGGCAGCCUGGCUAUUGGAAUUGCAAUAGCCGCCAGCAAACCUUGUUCUGUGGAACCUGAGAAAUGAUUUUUGCCCAUCACUCUAACAGCAUUCAUUCAAAUGUACUUUAUAAUGCUUGGUCUUGGGUCAUUUGAGCUUUUUAUUGCUUGUGGGGGUCUUUCUGUAAAAGAAAUUCCAUUUUUACUUCCUUAUAAAUGUUUUCAGAUGUAAGUUGCCCUGACAACGUUUAUAAACAAUUUUCAUGUUCACAAAAUGGCAGUUCUUUUGUGCAAAGAUUAACAGUAAGGCAAAUUGCAUUUUUAUACCAUGUUAAAUAAAUGUAUAUGAAUAUACUUGAACAUACACACACAGACAUAUAUAUAUGUAUAUAUAAAUAUAUACUUGGAAAUUCCUGCUAGUUGAGCAGGCUGGUAACAUUGUACUACUUUUAAAUUAGGUUUAUUAUUAACCCUAUCCCUUUUAACUAGUUUUGCCUGUGUCUAACUAGUUAAGAUCAACUUUUCACUCCGGUAUAUAUAGUAUAUAAAGAGCAAUACAUGCAGGAAUAGAAAAAUGUAUUUUAAACACAUUUCCCUUUCCACAGACGUAAUAUUUGCAAUAAAACUUGUAUUUGGUCUUAAAAUAUAUACAUGGAACAGGUAUGGGGUCGCUUAUCCCAAAACCUGUUAUCCAGAAAGUUCUAAAUAGCAGAAAGGUCAUCUCCAAGAGAGUCCAUUCUAAGCAAAUAAUUCAAAAUUAUUUCAUUUUUCUGUUAUAAUAAAAUUGAACUUGAUUCCAGCUAAUCCAUAACCCAUAAUGGUGGCAAAACAAUCCUAUUGGGUUUAUUUAAUGUUUAAAUUAUUAUUUGUAGAUUAAAGGUAUUGUAAUCCAA
Xenopus tropicalis (tropical clawed frog) is the source of this 1736-nucleotide messenger RNA. RefSeq names its product siah E3 ubiquitin protein ligase family member 3 (gene siah3). NCBI's taxonomy places the organism in Eukaryota, Metazoa, Chordata, Amphibia, Anura, Pipidae. Gene Ontology annotation, molecular function: ubiquitin protein ligase activity. Gene Ontology annotation, cellular component: cytoplasm. The record is from RefSeq and is a predicted model, not a curated record. Gene Ontology annotation, biological process: protein ubiquitination; ubiquitin-dependent protein catabolic process. The coding region runs from base 206 to 931 and encodes 241 amino acids. The transcript has 2 exons.